Messenger RNA from Melampsora larici-populina 98AG31, 894 nucleotides. RefSeq lists its product as uncharacterized. The record is from RefSeq and is a predicted model, not a curated record. Gene Ontology annotation, molecular function: translation initiation factor activity; RNA binding; ribosome binding. Lineage: Eukaryota; Fungi; Basidiomycota; Pucciniomycetes; Pucciniales; Melampsoraceae. The transcript is spliced from 7 exons. Gene Ontology annotation, cellular component: eukaryotic translation initiation factor 2 complex; eukaryotic translation initiation factor 2B complex; eukaryotic 48S preinitiation complex. The coding region runs from base 1 to 894 and encodes 297 amino acids.
AUGCGGUACUAUCGACCAAAGUUUCCUGAACCUGAUGAAUUAGUCAUGGUACAAGUUAAACAAAUUCAAGAUAUGGGAGCAUAUGUGAAACUAUUAGAGUAUGAUAAUAUAGAAGGCAUGAUUCUUUUAUCUGAACUUUCUAGACGUCGGAUUAGAUCGAUUCAAAAAUUAAUUAGAGUUGGAAGGAAUGAAGUAGUGGUAGUGAUGAGAGUAGAUAAAGAAAAGGGGUAUAUCGAUUUAUCAAAACGUCGAGUAUCAGCUGAAGAUGUAGUAAAAUGUGAAGAACGAUACAAUAAGUCAAAGACUGUGUCAUCAAUUGUUCGACAUGUAGCCGAAAAGACAGAAUUGGACGUAGAAGCUGUCAAUGAGAUGGUAGCCUGGCCCCUCUUCGAAAAAUACGGACAUGCCUUUGAUGCCUUCAAACUGAGUAUCACAGAGCCUGAAACCGUUUUCGGAGAACUGAACAUACCCGAACACAUCAUGACUCAUCUGACCUCUAACAUAGCCCGAAGACUAACCCCUCAACCCGUCAAAGUUCGUGCAGAUUUAGAGGCCACUUGUUUUGCAUAUUCAGGUAUAGAUGCGAUCAGGAAUGCAUUGAAGUUAGGAGAAUCAAUGGGAACUGAAACGGUACCGAUCAAGAUCAGAUUAGUUGCACCACCGCUUUAUGUGAUGGUGAGUAAUGCGACUGAUAAACAAGGUGCGAUCGAAUUACUUGAAUCAGCUAUUGUUAGUAUUGGUGAAAGUUUAAAGGAAAAUGGUGGUGAAUUAGUGGUGAAGAUGAAACCAAAAGCAGUUUCAGAAACAGAUGACUUGGAACUUGCAGCUCUGAUGGAAAGAGUAGCUAGAGAAAAUAAAGAAGUUUCGGGUGAUGAAGAUAGUGAUGCAGAUUGA